Molecule: messenger RNA, 9592 nt
Organism: Bursaphelenchus xylophilus (pine wood nematode)
Lineage: Eukaryota; Metazoa; Nematoda; Chromadorea; Rhabditida; Aphelenchoididae
Source: the annotation of a GenBank genome assembly
AUGUCGGGUCAGUUUAAAGAUUGGCUCCGAAACCGGGUCAAUUCUCUUUUUUUACAAGGGCCACCAUUAUCACGCUUUCCAUCUUAAAAUUUAAUUUUCGAUUCUGGAGGAAUCUGAUUAUCUGGGAAGACCAGAGAAUCAAAAAGAUAUUGCGGUGCUUCAAAAGAGAUAACUUGCAACGCAGAGAUCACAUGACCCACACUCAGAGCAGGUCAAUAAUCCGGAAGUCUGAUGACUUAACUGCAUCCAUAACGAAUUUUGGAGCCACGCAAAAACUUUUUUAAAAGCAAUCUCCGGCGGGCUCUCUUAGAACCGAUCAAGUGGCCCAGAGACCCUCAAGAGCUACCGUUGAAAGGUGAUGACAAUAGCAAAGCGAAAUGAAAGUGCAUGCGAAGGUGCGCAGAGCCUAGAACCUUGGCCUUGCCUGCCUUGUUACUCUCCACAAAUCCCGAUCACACUCCCCGAGGGCUUCGCGGAUCUUCCCAUUGUUUAAUCUCCAGACUCCUUUUCGCCCUUCAAUUAGCAACUUUGCAGAAAACGAAACCUAAAAUUGCCGUCUUUUUCCCGCCAAGGAGUGGGAGACGAUGGUCCUGAGGGAAUCUAUAGCAGUGUAGAAUAGAAUUGAGAAUGGAAUAUUAAACGUAGAUAUCCCUUUGCUGUCCCUAGCAUUAUCACUUUCUAAUUUGGCCGAAUUACCUCGAUUUUUACCUGUUUCCAUUUCAGCGUUCGCUAGCAUGAUGGCCUCGUCCAUGGACGAGGACGGCAUCGGGAGCUCAGGAGAGGGCGGAGGAGGUGGAGGUGGCGGCGACGACACACGAACAGAUCUCUGGCAACAAACCCUCCAAGUAAGUUGCAGAUCGCAAACGGUUUCGAAUUAACAAUAGGACGGGUUUGUUUGUGGACCCGGAUCUGACCAACUUCUCGCCCCACCCCAAACCUGUUUAACUCGCGUAUUUUGAUGAAAUUUUACUUGCAGGCCGCUGUCGCCGCCACAAAUCAACAGGAGAAUGCGCGGAAACGGGCCCAACAGCGAAAACCCCGGAACAUGGCCAACAACGCCGUGGAGAGGACGGAACGCUCGUUGCUCUGUUUGAGGACGGCGAAUCCGAUCCGAAAGUUUGCCAUCUCCAUCACGGAAUGGAGACCGUUCGAGUACCUCAUUCUCCUAAUGAUAUGCGCCAAUUGUGUGGCGUUGGCCGUCUAUCAACCAUAUCCAGCCCAGGAUUCCGAUUCAAAGAACACCAUCCUCGUAGGUCUAGGCCGGCAUUGACCGUACAAAACGCGCUUUCAGGAGCAAGUGGAAUAUCUGUUCAUUGUUGUUUUCACUAUCGAGUGUGUUCUGAAGGUGAUUGCCAUGGGGUUUCUCUUUCAUUCGGGUGCUUAUCUACGUAAUGCAUGGAAUAUUCUCGAUUUUAUAAUUGUUGUUAUUGGGUAAGUAUUAGAACGAUAUCUUAGGCUGAUAUUGAUGAUCUCUAACCAAUGUUUUGCAGACUUAUCAGUACGGUGCUUUCCCGUAUGCACAUCCAGGGAUUCGACGUGAAGGCGUUGCGUGCGUUUCGUGUGCUACGGCCGUUGCGUCUUGUUUCGGGUGUUCCGUCACUUCAGGUCGUAUUAAACGCCAUCCUCAGAGCCAUGCUGCCUCUUCUCCAUAUUUCAUUACUGGUCAUGUUUGUCAUUAUCAUUUACGCUAUCAUAGGACUAGAAUUGUUUUGUGGCAAGCUCCAUUCGACUUGGUAGGCCUUUUCUUCGGGAAUUUUAACGUAUUUCGCAUCCAUUACAUCAUAGUCAUCAUUGCAGUGUGGAUGUUGUCACAGGAGAAUUUGCUCAAAAGGAACCAUCCCCGUGCGGUCGGGCAUCCACUGCCUAUCACUGUGAACCAGCAUCGGCUUCCGCCAAACACAGCAGUAAUGGCUGGGUAUGCUCUACAAAUACCACUUGGCAAGGACCCAACAAUGGCAUCACCAACUUCGACAACUUCGGGUUGGCCAUGUUGACGGUCUUCCAGUGCGUUUCGUUGGAAGGGUGGACUGAUGUAAUGUACUGGGUGAACGAUGCUGUAGGCAGAGAGUGGCCUUGGAUCUAUUUUGUGACUUUGGUCAUCCUCGGCUCCUUCUUCGUACUAAAUCUUGUAUUGGGAGUUUUGUCUGGAGAAUUCUCGAAAGAGCGAGAGAAAGCGCGAGCCCGGGGUCUCUUCCAAAAGUUCCGUGAAAAACAACAAUUGGAAGAAGACCUCAAGGGAUAUCUCGACUGGAUCACCCAGGCCGAGGAUAUUGAACCUGUCAACGACGACGAUCAAGUAGAGGAUGAACAACAACAAUUCCGUGAGUGCUUUCAUUGAACAUGAAGUCUUACUGUCAUCUUUGAUUUAGAAUUGAAUGAAGAGGAUGAUGUGGAGGGCGAAGAAAGGGCCGAUGAAAAGAAGCCUCCCAUUUGCGGGGCCCAGAUCCGAACAUUUCAACGAAUCAAUCGACGAUGUCGACGUGGGUGCAGACGUCUCGUCAAAUCUCAAGGGUUUUAUUGGCUGGUUAUCAUUCUGGUGCUGCUGAAUACUUUGGUGCUCACCUCGGAGCAUUACGGACAAGAUCCUUGGUUGGAUGACUUCCAAAGUAAGUCUGCUUUUGCAAUGUUCUAGACUAAUGCCAAUUUGGUUUAGCUGCUGCCAAUCUUUUCUUUGUAAUUCUUUUCUCAAUGGAAAUGUUCCUCAAGAUGUAUUCUCUGGGUUUCAAUACGUACACGACGUCACAAUUCAAUCGCUUCGAUUGUUUCGUUGUUAUCUCGUCGAUCUUGGAGUUCAUCCUUGUGUAUUUCGAGUUGAUGAAACCACUGGGCGUGUCUGUGUUACGUUCAGCUCGCCUUCUGAGAAUCUUCAAGGUCACAAAGUAUUGGACAUCUCUCAGAAACCUGGUAUCAUCGCUGUUGAACUCGCUGAGGUCGAUUAUGUCCUUGUUGUUACUGCUCUUCUUGUUCAUCGUUAUCUUCGCUUUGCUUGGAAUGCAAGUUUUUGGAGGGAAAUUCAACUUCAAUCCAAUGCAGCCCAAGCCCAGAGCCAAUUUCGAUACUUUUAUUCAGGCGCUUCUUACAGUAUUUCAGGUAAUUUUAGCUUCCCUUAACUUUAUUUGAUAUUCAGAUUCUAACUGGUGAAGAUUGGAAUACAGUAAUGUACAACGGUAUUGAAUCGUUUGGAGGUGUGGGAUCAAUGGGAAUGAUGGUAUCCAUCUACUUUAUUGUUCUCUUUAUCUGCGGUAACUACAUCUUGUUAAACGUUUUCUUGGCCAUCGCCGUCGACAACUUGGCUGAUGCUGACAGUUUAACGAACGCAGAAAAAGAAGAAGAGCAGACAGAAAUGGAAGUGGAAGAAGCGGAAGACGAGUAUGAUGAUGAGAAAUAUGAUGAGAAUGGAAAUGAGGAGAUGAGAAUUCGACCGAAUGACGUCAAAGAUGGAGAAGGAUCAGAUGCGGAGGGCAAUGAGGACGAGCCGGUUGGCCCUCGACCUCGCCGAGUCUCCAAUCUGCCCUCGAGCAAGAAUGUGAAACCCAUUCCCAAGGCGUCUUCCUUAUUCAUCCUCAGUCAUUCGAAUCCAUUCCGGGUGUUCUGUAAUAAGAUUGUCAACCACACUUAUUUCACAAACUCCGUGCUUGUUUGUAUCCUCGUUUCAUCAGCUAUGUUGGCGGCCGAGGAUCCCCUUGAAGCAGGAAGUUACAGGAAUCAGAUUCUAAACUACUUUGACUACUUCUUUACAACUGUUUUCACUGUUGAAAUCACGCUCAAAGUUGUUGUAUUCGGAUUGGUUUUGCAUCAGGGAUCUUUCUGCCGUAAUGCAUUUAAUUUACUUGAUAUUUUGGUUGUGGCGGUUUCCUUAAUUUCAUUCGUCCUCAAAUCAGGCAAGUUAUCAUGUACAUUUUAUUGAGUUCGAUGUUUAGACGCCAUCUCCGUGGUCAAGAUUCUUCGUGUCCUGAGGGUGUUAAGACCUCUCCGUGCCAUCAACCGCGCCAAAGGUCUCAAACACGUCGUGCAAUGUGUGAUUGUGGCUGUGAAGACCAUCGGUAACAUCAUGUUGGUCACGUUCAUGUUGCAAUUCAUGUUUGCCAUUAUUGGAGUCCAAUUGUUCAAGGGCACCUUCUUCUCUUGCAAUGAUCUCUCCAAAAUGACUGCUGCUGAAUGUCGAGGAGAAUUCAUAACAUACGAAGACGGAGAUCCGACAAAACCGUUGAGAAUGGAAAGGGAAUGGACCAGAAAUGACUUCAACUUUGACAAUGUGAUGGAUGCCAUGAUCUCCUUGUUUGUCGUAUCAACAUUCGAGGGAUGGCCAGAGUAAGCAGAAUAUUUGUGAUCGCUCAUGUCACUCACUUUAGCUUGUUAUACGUUGCAAUCAAUUCUAACGAGGAAGACAAAGGUCCGGUUUACAAUGCCAGGCAGGCUGUUGCCAUCUUCUUUAUUGCAUUUAUCGUUGUCAUCGCCUUUUUCAUGAUGAAUAUCUUCGUCGGUUUCGUCAUCGUUACUUUCCAGAAUGAAGGAGAACGUGAAUACGAAAAUUGUGAAUUGGAUAAAAAUCAAGUAGGCCCUUUUUUAUGACGGUCUUACCCACAUUAACAAAUCAACUGUAAUAAUCCGUAAAUUUUAGCGCAAAUGCAUUGAAUUCGCUUUAAAAGCGAAGCCCCAUCGUCGUUACAUCCCGAGAAACAGAUUCCAAUACCGGGUUUGGUGGUUCGUUACAUCUCAAUUCUUUGAAUACGCCAUAUUCAUCAUAAUCUUGCUGAACACGACUACUCUGGCCAUGAAGCAUUACCCUCCAGAUAUCCAGAUGGAUAACGUUCUCGAUAUUCUGAAUCUUCUCUUCACGGGAGUCUUUGCGUUUGAAGCAUUGUUUAAAAUCAUCGCGUUAAAUCCGAAGAACUACUUUGGUGAUCGCUGGAAUGCUUUUGAUUUCGUCAUCGUUCUGGGCUCUUUUAUCGACAUUAUCUAUGGCAAGCUGAGUCCCGGUUCCAAUAUUAUUUCCAUCAACUUCUUCCGUUUGUUCCGCGUGAUGAGAUUGGUCAAAUUACUAGCGAGAGGAGAGGGCAUCAGGACCCUUUUGUGGACAUUCAUGAAGUCAUUCCAGGUAAAUUUUGAGGUUUGCUCUACAAAAACUUCGUUGUGCACAUCUGUAAUCAAAUAUUGCUUUAGGCUCUCCCAUACGUCGCUCUUUUGAUCGUAUUACUCUUUUUCAUUUAUGCUGUCAUCGGAAUGCAAGUUUUUGGUAAAGUGGCCUUAGAUGAUGACACGGAGAUUCAUCGGAAUAACAACUUCCACACUUUCCCUGCGGCUGUUUUGGUGCUCUUCAGAUCAGCCACUGGAGAAGCUUGGCAAGAGAUCAUGUUAUCUUGUUCCGAUCGACCGGAUGUGACUUGUGAUCCCUCAUCCGAUGACUACAAGAAUGAUCCCACUGCAUUAUGCGGUGUCGACUUCGCCUAUCCAUACUUUAUCUCCUUCUUCAUGUUGUGUUCAUUCUUAGUUAUCAACUUGUUCGUGGCUGUCAUCAUGGAUAACUUUGACUAUCUUACUCGAGAUUGGAGUAUUCUGGGUCCUCACCAUCUCGAAGAAUUUGUGAGAUUGUGGUCGGAAUAUGAUCCUGAUGCCAAGGGAAGGAUCAAACAUCUUGAUGUAGUUACCCUGCUGCGGAAGAUCUCCCCGCCACUCGGAUUUGGCAAACUUUGUCCUCAUCGUUUGGCUUGCAAGGUAAUUUACCGAAACUUUUAGUAAAUAACGAGUAAGGGAAACUGACGGCCCUCUUCUUUCGGGUGGGAGACUUUUCGGUCCUCGCCUUUUCGGGUCAUGGGCUUUCCGGGUGGGAACUUUUCGGGUGACGAGUAAAAAAUUGUAAAAUCAAAUGCUACUGAUGACGCAAAUUGUAGAUAAUUUUAAAAAAGCAUUUAUCCGUUUUUGGGGUCUUCGACAGCGGGGAUCGACGAUUGGGGAAAAAGGCAAUCGGAGAAACUGAAAAGUAUAAUUUUUCUUCGAUGUAAGUGUCGAAAUUAGGAUAAUCGAUGGUGCUGAAUUUGAAAAUGACAUUGAUUUUUUGAUCGUUACUUUUUCCUUAAGUAGUAAUGUUUUGAACUUUUUUCACAAAAAAUCGAUUAAGGCGUUUCCGAUAGUGCUGAUUCCGAAAGUCUUAUUCAUUUUUUCUAUUUGAAAUCAACACCGUCGAAAGCCCUAAAUCCAGUAUUGACGAAAAAAGUUUAAAAAAAUACUACUGUACAGAUGGAGAGGGUGGAAAAGGUCGAGAGCAAUACAAAUUAUUAUUAAAAUUAUUAACGGUACUAUUAACACUAAUGACAAAGAAUUUUCACAUGGAUUGUCCUUCCAGGUUUUUUUAAAAAUUAUCUACAAUUUUGCGUCAUCAGUAUAAUUUGAUUUUACAUAUUUUUUACUCAUCACCCGAAAAGUCCCUACCUGAAAACCCCGAGACCCGAUAAAGUACCACCCGAAAAUGCGAGGACCGAAAGUCUCCCACCCGAAAAGGCGGGGCGGAAAAGUCCUGACCCUGCGAGUAACAUUGCUACUGAUAUAUCAUAAUAUUAAAGUGUGUUUCUUUAGCGUCUUGUGUCAAUGAAUAUGCCUCUAAAUAGCGAUGGUACUGUAUGUUUCAAUGCUACCCUCUUUGCCUUGGUUCGAACGAAUUUGAAAAUUUAUACGGAAGGAAACAUCGACGAAGCCAACGAACAAUUAAGAGCUGCCAUUCGCCGAAUCUGGAAGAGAACUCCCAUAAAGAUGCUGGAUGAAGUCGUCCCUCCAGCAGGACGUAAGUUGAUUCUUGCAGACUUCAUGUUCAAUGACCGUUAUAGGAGGAGAUGAUGUAACCGUCGGAAAAUUCUAUGCCACUUUCUUGAUCCAGGAUUAUUUCCGUCGAUUCAAGAAGCGCAAGGAAUUGGAGUCCAAGGGUGUAAUCCCUGUUCAAAACACCCAAGCUAUGGCAUUGCAGGUAGACCGAUUAUCAAAAAUUGAAUUCGGACGUAGUGGAUUGCAAUUCAACAUUACCGUUAAUUUAGGCUGGUCUCCGAACUCUGCACGACAUUGGUCCCGAAUUGAAACGAGCCAUCUCUGGGAAUCUGGAAACAGACUUUGUGAACGAGCUGGAAGAGCCUCAACACCGGGUCAGUCCUCUGUUUUGUUUGCCCAAGUUAUCCUAUCUCCUCUUAUCGAAUGCCAUUUUCCGGGGGCCCUGACCUUUUGAUGCCUUUUUGUAUGAAUUCGGCCGUCCAACGAAAUUAGGGUCCUUGGAAGAAAGGCCCUCUGGGCAAUUUUGCGGCCGACAAAUUAAGCGCCGGGAAUUCUUGUUUUAACGGCGCCCUCCUUUUCAGCGGACUCAUUCCCUUUUCAACAACAUCGUGAAUGCGUUGAGCGGAUCCAAUCAGCCGGGCAGUACUAGCGGCGCCGGCUCUUCGUCCAGCGCCACCGGUCCCCGGCACCACCAUCAUAACCAUCACCCCUACGAGAAGGAGGAACGGAAGCUCUUGCCUCUCAAGAGUAAGUUCUUGCUGCGCAAGUCCGGCCUCAACUCGGACUACGAGCUGGAGCAAGGUACACUUGACCGUCUUCUUCCCACCCGUCCCAGUAAUUUCAGUCUUCCCUUCUUCUAGUCUUUCAACGUAGAUUGUAAAUACCUCCGUUUGGUGUUCUCUUCAAGUUUGUGUUCGUUUUCCACUUUUACUAUUGUUUUAUUUGGUAUUAUUUUGACGUUUUCUCGGAUCACCAGCUAUACGCACUACUCAUGUACUACUACUUAAAUGUACCUCGUCGGAAAUUAUGAUCCAUAAUUGUUGUAGCACCGUACUUUUUGAUGACCAGAGUUUUUGGCAUGGCCAUAAUUUCCGAACGGGUUUCUUGUGCUCAGGAUUGAAUCAUCCGGUUUGUGGUGUUUUGCGAUUCCACUAAUUUAGAUACCCAACCUCACCUUUGUUUGUUACACUGGAUUGGUGAAAGCAUCGUCGGUGUUCGCUGUACGUUUGUAAAUAUUCCAUUCACUUUUAUAUGUUAAAUAAAAUGUAUCUCAAGUGAAUGAAAGGCGACAACAUCGCCACUAACAUUGUUCAUUUAAUUGUUGUGUUGUGAAAAAGUUUAAAUGGAUGUAGCAGAAGACAAAGGGAGGACCAGGUACACUGGGUAUGUCAUUUGUUUAUGCAUGAACAGCCAGACGUAAGUUGAAGAAGUAAGAUUCGUGUGGAUGGGUGCUCAGUGCAGCACGCAACAUUGGGACGAACCUGUCCUCGAUGCCAUAAACUUUCGUCUUCAUUGGAUCUCGGCCUCAUUCUUAUGGCUUUAUUCUUUUUUUUGUCGUCUUUCCCAUGAGAGCCAAUUUCCGACCUCAGAAUUUCAAAUCGUAUUCAAUUUCGUUUUUUUAGUGGAUGGUCUCUCGCCAACACAUUCCAUAGCCGCGGCGGAUACGAUCAGCAACGAGCAUUUCCGUCUCCACCGGGGAAUGCCAACUAAUAACAGCAUUAAUAUUCCGACUCAAGUAAGUUCAUCAAGACUGAACUUUUAACACUUAUACUAUUUAUUUUAGAACAACAUAUAUCAUAACGAAAAGCAACCACUAGUCCAAAAUCAAGCCCGCUAUGGAAAAGCCAAUGGGGGACCGGUAACUGGUAGGAAGCUUCCCAAUCUGGCCAAACUGUAUGGCCGCGGUGCUGAUCGCCACUUCCAUACCUCCUCCACGGAAUCUCAACAACCUUUAAAUCCUUCUCACGACUCGAGAGACUCCUCCCUAGGUCCGCAGAGACCGGUCGACCCGGCUAGGAGGUUCAUUUUCGCAAACCGAACGUAAGCACCAACUAAUGCAUAAACAAUCCAAUGUCCAUAUUAUAUUCAAUUUUCGUAUUUUAGAAUGCCACCGGAAUCUGAUGACGAAGAUUAUUUUGAAAGGAGGAAAAGGAUUGAUGCUAUGGAGAGGAUGGAAGAACAUGAGAGAAAUCGACCACCCAUCCAAGAGCCUCUUCACCUGGCCAGAAACCAAGCCUUUGCCAUAGCCGGUCUUCAAUCAGAGACCGAGUAUGACAUGCAAUCCCCCACCCAUUCUCGGAUUGGGGGUUACGGCUUAAUGGACGGAAUUAUCGAUGAUGAUAGCAGAACUUAUCGACCGGUGCCUGAGGGAAAAUCAGUCCGACUUCCUCACACAGACAGUCGACGGACUUUAUUCAGACCAGCUGAACCCGAUGAAUAUUACGGAUACGAUCAGACAUGCCAACCCGUCCAAAGACAACUGCCAAAUCAUAACCAACGACCACAUCCGGCUGACCAACUGGUCAGAGAUGCCCUGCAAACUAGUCUAGGAAGGUAUAUGGAUCCGCAGGUGGUCGAGGUGGCCCGAAGAGAAUUAGCGGAAGCCUACGAACUGGAUGAUCGACAGCUUCAUACAGCAGCCCAAUAUACUCUCGCCAAUCCAAGUUAUCUAGAACAUGUUGGUGGUAUUCGACCCGAGGAAAUCAACGAUUUCAACCAGUACUCCCAACAAUCCCUUCUCCGUCGUGCUGAUCCUCAUCAUCCUCAUGGAACCACAAUCAGCAACGCAAACGGAUCCUCGAAAGACGAGGAUCUUCUUCUAGUUACCACCUUGUAA